ACCUGCUCGUCAUCGUGGCUUUAGAUCCGAACUUCAAUUCUUUUACAGGUUUAAGCAUUACAUGUGCAAACCAAAUAUCUGCUCAAUUCCAUUAAGUUAAACAACAUCGAACAAGAAGUUACACUCAGAAUAACCACCCCAGAGAGAGUCCAACAUGACUUCAAGGAGUCCAAGCCCACCACCCAUGAUACCCCUUCCCCGCGAUUGGAGCAUCAACGACAAUGCCAACGCCAACUCCGACAACUCCGACAACGACAACGAAGAUGAUGCCCAAUCAGACAUCAGCAUCCCCUACUCCUCCCUCACCGAAAGCACCACCAGCACCGCCGGCGGCAACGGCUUUCUCACUCCCACAUCAUCAGAUGCCCAUACCGUUGCCGGCGCUGAAGGGGUAAACCUACAGACCAUCAACUCGGUCCUACAUGAAAUGGAUUCCUCUUCUUCUUAUCAUCAUGAUGAACAUUUUACUAAUACCAUCUUGAUGCAAUGGAGAGCUGUGAACCACGAUGAGAUUGAACGGCAAAUUGUCAACAACCGAAACCGAGACCGAAACGGAAAUAAUAGAGACCGAAGUGACACGGCCACUACCUUAAGCACUGGGAACUUGCGGUUGCAUAAUACUAGCCAGACGAGCACGACUUUGGCUAGUGAAGGAGGAGUAGGAGUAGGAGAAGGAGGAGGAGCCAGGCUCGACGGCAACGGACAGACAAGAAGAAGGAAAGGAGGAGGAGGAGGAGAAGGAGGAGAAGGAUCGAAGUCGUCGCUCCACGACUCCUCCUCGUCCUCAUCCUCCUCAUCCAUAAAGUCGACCACUAGCCCCUCCAACAUGUCCCAUGAUCAUGACGACCUCGAGUUCCCGCCAUUAACCAUCCUCUCUCCCGCACCAACAGCACCUCACACCCGAUCUUCAACUCCCGCACCAACAGCAACUCACACUCGACCUUCAACUCCCACGCCAGCAUAUGAAAGUGCUCCAUCGUCUCCUUCCGGCGAUGCCCUAAAAUCCAAGCCACAACCACCGCCCUCCAAGCCACGACCACCACCCUCACGCUACACCCGCCACGCCGCCCCCGUUCCCAACCAAACUUUUAUCCUCAUCGAAUCCUCCACCGGCCGGGCGCUGACUCUAAUCGACGGGAGCUUGCGAUUGGUUCCCGUUCCAGAUCCGGAUUUGAUUAGUAUCACUAAAAAAUCCCGUCUUGAGCUUUCGGGCAGGGUAGAUCCAUGUGUAACAAAAGGCCAAUGCAACUGGCACUGGCACUGCGUCGAAACCUCGGGGUGGCUCGGCUUCCGCAACGCGGCCUCGGGCACCUUUUUGGGACAUGACAUGCGGCAGAAUAUCAUUGCGAGUGCGUACAAGCAUAACGGGUGGGAGUGGAUGACUGUGAGACCAACACCGGAAGGAAAAGGGGGGUAUUUGAUGGUGACACAUUGGGAGAAGUUGUAUAAGAUUGAAUUUUUGAAGGAUCGGGGGGGACUGGUGGCGAGAGAUACAAAGGAGGUGGAGGGGACGGUUUGGGAGUUUGUUAGGGUUUGAUUAGGUUUGGUUAAGGGAAUGAGGUAAGUGAGUGGUUUAGGGCUGCAUUAUGGCAUGCCAUCUUCGGGUUGGCGAAGAGAUGGGUAGGCUUUGAGGUUGAGGAUUGGAUUUGGAAUAAAUAGGGGUUAUGAUCACUUUGCGCCUGUGGUUUUGGAAACCGUUUUUUGGGUUGGGCAGAAUUUUCGGCAGAACUGGUUUGAGGUUGAUGUAUGACUGACGAGUUGUGGCAAGUAUCGUGUGAAGUUUGUGUUUACAUCUGUCUCAUUGGGGAGCCUUUAACGCUAUCACGAAGGUUGGAGGUCAAGGUUGACAUACCACUUUUCUCUAGAAACCACAUCUAAACACACAGCUGUCUCUCUACCCAAGUGAAAGGCUUCUGAGUCCAGACUGACUUCCUGUAGAAGAUAUGGUUAGCUUAUCGG
Neurospora tetraspora is the source of this 1959-nucleotide messenger RNA. RefSeq lists its product as uncharacterized. NCBI's taxonomy places the organism in Eukaryota, Fungi, Ascomycota, Sordariomycetes, Sordariales, Sordariaceae. The coding region runs from base 155 to 1537 and encodes 460 amino acids. The record is from RefSeq and is a predicted model, not a curated record. The transcript has 2 exons.